GGGAAGUGGGCGUGGCCACCGGAACUGGGUAGGAAGCUGGGGCCGGCUGCGGGGAGACCAGCUCGUGGUACUCGGAGCUCCCGGACCUCAUAGCUCCUCGCUUGCCCUCUGUGUUUGCAGCACCCUGUGCUUCUUUCCCGGGCGGGGACAUCCGUUGGCGCGAGUCACCAUGUCUAUCCUCAAGGUCCAUGCCAGAGAGAUAUUCGACUCUCGUGGGAAUCCCACUGUUGAGGUGGACCUCUACACCAGCAAAGGUCUCUUCAGAGCUGCUGUGCCCAGUGGUGCCUCAACUGGCAUCUACGAGGCCCUGGAGCUCCGGGACAAUGAUAAGACUCGCUACAUGGGGAAAGGCGUCUCCAGACCUGUUAAGUAUAUUAAUGAGUUCCUGGCACCAGCCUUGUGCACACAGAAGCUGAGUGUCGUGGAACAGGAGAAGAUUGACAAACUGAUGAUUGAGAUGGACGGGACGGAAAAUAAAUCUAAGUUUGGUGCGAAUGCCAUUCUGGGUGUGUCGCUGGCUGUCUGCAAGGCUGGAGCUGUUGAGAAGGGGGUACCCCUCUACCGCCAUAUCGCUGACUUGGCUGGCAAUUCCGAGGUCAUCCUGCCAGUUCCAGCUUUCAAUGUCAUCAACGGUGGUUCUCACGCUGGCAACAAGCUGGCCAUGCAGGAGUUCAUGAUCCUGCCUGUUGGUGCAGCGAACUUUAGGGAAGCCAUGCGCAUUGGAGCAGAGGUUUACCAUAACCUGAAGAAUGUCAUCAAGGAGAAAUACGGAAAAGAUGCCACCAAUGUGGGGGAUGAAGGCGGGUUUGCACCCAACAUCCUGGAAAAUAAAGAAGCCCUGGAGCUGCUGAAGAAUGCCAUCGGGAAAGCUGGCUACACCGAUAAGGUUGUCAUUGGCAUGGAUGUCGCUGCCUCUGAAUUCUUCAGGUCAGGGAAGUAUGACCUGGACUUCAAGUCCCCUGAUGACCCCAGGAGGUACAUCACACCUGAUGAGCUGGGCAACCUGUACAAGUCCUUCAUCAAGGACUACCCAGUGGUGUCUAUUGAAGACCCCUUCGACCAGGAUGACUGGGAGGCCUGGCAGAAGUUCACUGCCAGUGCAGGGAUCCAGGUGGUGGGCGAUGAUCUCACGGUGACCAACCCGAAGAGGAUUUCCAAAGCUGUGGGCGAGAAGUCGUGCAACUGCCUCCUGCUCAAAGUGAACCAGAUCGGCUCUGUGACCGAGUCUCUCCAGGCGUGUAAGCUGGCCCAGUCCAACGGGUGGGGCGUCAUGGUGUCGCAUCGCUCCGGGGAGACCGAAGACACCUUCAUCGCCGACCUGGUGGUGGGGCUGUGCACUGGGCAGAUCAAGACAGGUGCACCUUGCCGAUCCGAGCGCUUGGCCAAGUACAACCAGAUCCUCAGAAUUGAAGAGGAGCUGGGCAGCAAGGCUAAGUUUGCCGGCAGGAGCUUCAGAAACCCGCUUGCCAAGUGAGCUCUGGGCAGUGAGCCCCUGAGCCCUGCAGUCCCUAGUUGGCCUAUUAGACCUGUGCUCCUGAUGUCCACGUGGGCAGCUUGAGGCCCCCAACCGAUCCUCUCGGGCCUCCAGUAGUUGUUGGCCCGCCCCCUCCCUGUGACCUCACUGCUUCCUUAGAACUGCUGCAGAAGCCACGCUCGACUGCCGGAAACCCUAGCUCUGUAAUCAUGUGAUUGGCCCAGAGCAUUAUUCCCCACCUUGCUUCCCACCAAGUGUCCAGGGCCGUGUGUCUCGCGCUGUUAUCUCCAAGGUGUCCACAGGCAAGGUCCCCAGUGGUUUUUGUGUGCAAAAUAAAAAGGCCUCAAUGAUCCGUAGGAA
Manis javanica (Malayan pangolin) is the source of this 1834-nucleotide messenger RNA. It is a transcript of the gene ENO1, whose product is annotated as enolase 1. Gene Ontology annotation, cellular component: phosphopyruvate hydratase complex. The record is from RefSeq and is a predicted model, not a curated record. Gene Ontology annotation, biological process: glycolytic process. NCBI's taxonomy places the organism in Eukaryota, Metazoa, Chordata, Mammalia, Pholidota, Manidae. Gene Ontology annotation, molecular function: magnesium ion binding; phosphopyruvate hydratase activity.